Molecule: messenger RNA, 171 nt
Organism: Aureococcus anophagefferens
Lineage: Eukaryota; Pelagophyceae; Pelagomonadales; Pelagomonadaceae
Exons: 1
Biological process (GO): fatty acid biosynthetic process
Molecular function (GO): fatty acid synthase activity
Source: RefSeq, a predicted model, not a curated record
CAAGACGGUCCGCGUGCGAGUCUCACGGCGCCGAAUGGUUCCUCGCAAAGGGCGCUCAUCGAGGCAGUAAAGAGUGGUGGCGCGUCAAGGUAUGCUCUCGAAGCGCACGGCACGGGCACAGCGCUUGGAGACCCAAUCGAGGUAUCUUUCCUGGGGAUGAUGUCCAUAUGA